AUGGAACCUUUCUAUCGAGUCCAAUUAGAUGAUGAAGAAUAUUUACUUCUUCGUUCCAUCAUGUAUUCACAUUUUGUUACGAAUGGUGUUAGUAAAGAAGGACAAAAAGUUUUACUUUGUGAGGCUGAAAAAUAUUCUAAAAUAUUAAUGAAAAUGUUACAGAAUCGUUAUGGUCCACUACCAGGUGCUAGAAGAUACGCUGAAUUGCUUCAUUUAAUCGAAUUUUGCUUCAAAGCUGGAAAAAAUAUAAGUGAUUUUUUCAAAUAUUUGGUUUAUGUAUUAGAUCGCGGGCGUUUUGAAAAAGUAAUGCCUGAACCUCUAAUUGAUCUUUGUCUUCAAUGCAAAAAUGUGAAAUUGCCAGACCUUACAGAAUAUUUUUAA
Molecule: messenger RNA, 381 nt
Organism: Meloidogyne enterolobii
Lineage: Eukaryota; Metazoa; Nematoda; Chromadorea; Rhabditida; Meloidogynidae
Source: the annotation of a GenBank genome assembly